AUGCAAAACAGGAUAAGAAGACAUCCACCAGAAAGGGCAGCUUCUUUAGCUGCGACCAUCGCCUCUUGACCUUGUGUAUAACUUCUGAGUAUUCAUUUCUCGACACCUUGAUCCUCUGACAUGAGUGCACGACAACCUUUCGUGCCUCAGCGACCCACGUCGCGAGUUGCUCCUGCUCUAGUUGAAACCCCUGCUGGCGAGGAUAGCUUUCACCCAAAUGGACUUCUAGGUGUACCAAGCAACCCUCCUCCCGAUGAACAGCCUAAAAAUGCAAGGCCAAGUACCGGUAUAGAGAGCGGUAUCAGCAAGCCUCUGAAUAUUGCUAGCUUCAAUAAACGCAAAUCGGACGUGAAUCAUGUUCCCCCAAAUGGAAAGACUCGAAAAACUUCUGUUGACUCUUCUGCUCCUGCUGCUGCGCAUAAUCGUUCUCCUGCUCCUCAGAAUGUCAGUGUGUCUCGUCUUGCUGCUCCUCGCCCUCGCCCUUCUUCUCCUUUCGACUUUGCCAACCUCGCUUCUGGAUUUGUGCCCAAUACUAGGAACAAUCGCUUGAAUGACCCUACUAAACAGCAUGCAUCCACUUCUGGAGACGCUUUUAGCUCGAAUCAGGCGCAUAUACCCACCUCUGGCGCACAUCCUGCUGAUCCUACUCCCUACGCUCAAGGGCACCUUGCGAAUCCAAGUGGAAGAGUUCCUGAGAUACGACGAGCUUCUUCCCGUCCCUCCUUGGAAAGUAUUAACGAGACGGCUGAAGAACACACCCAUUCUCGUGAGGAUGAUCCCGGUUUACCGCCGACUAGUGACGGGUUCGAUUUGCAAAGUGACCAUCCCCAACCGGAGGCGUAUGCAAACCAAGACCGUUUGAAGAGAGCACCUAAACGCAUGUACAACGUUCAUGAUGGAGAAGACGAGCUCGACUACGGGACUGGAGCCAAGAGGUACAGGACAGAUAUGUUACUUGAUGAACGACAGCUGGAAUAUGCCAGUCAAUACGGAAGACAUCCAAUGCCUCAGCCCCAGCCUAACCACGAGAUUGAACGUAACGUCUCAGCAAGUCUUCCCUCCUUCCAGCAACAGUAUGAUCAUGAACUACCGGCAGCUGUCGUUCGUGAGGACACUGCUUUACGUCGCCUUUUGGGUCAGGACCUCGACGAAUAUUCGGAGAAGCAUUACGAAGCAUAUAUGGAAGCCAAGAACAAGUGGUCCGAGUGCGAUUUGGAUGAGUGGAAAGCGGGAGCGGAUGAAUUGGCAAGCAGCUUUGCUAAAAUAAUUGACUUCGUGAAAGAACAUAUGACGUACAGCCUUUCUCGCAACUUUAUGAAUGGCAUACUAAGUUAUAUCACGCAGCGCCAAACUCUCCCUUUAUACUUCUCUUCAUUCUGCCAUAGCUACGCACCGAGAUAUCUUGUCAGAACGCGAGCAAGGUCUGAAGGAGGUGCGCGAGAGCUUGGUCAGAGACGGCGGAAAUGUUGUGGGCGGUAUGAAUGCCAAUGUAACGGUAGAGAAGGAACGAAAUGACGCAUGAUGGCUGGCUUUCGGGGAACAGAUGCCAGAGUGACACAAUAGUUCAUAUGGUGUACCUUGUGGCUCAAGUUUUCGAUGGGCUAGUUGUAGUCAAGCUUACGAUGGGUUUGUGGUAUCCAACGUGUUUGGCGUUUUUAGCAUAGGGUUCGAUCCAAUUGAUCGAUCGCUUGUACAUAGUUCUGCGCUGGGAACGUAGCUCAAAUCGAUUCCAAUCUCCAGGGUGGAAAAUACAAUCCAGGAUUUUCC
Messenger RNA from Somion occarium, 1767 nucleotides. The record is from the annotation of a GenBank genome assembly. NCBI's taxonomy places the organism in Eukaryota, Fungi, Basidiomycota, Agaricomycetes, Polyporales, Cerrenaceae.